Messenger RNA from Colletotrichum costaricense, 1935 nucleotides. Its product is annotated as mannitol dehydrogenase domain-containing protein. The record is from RefSeq and is a predicted model, not a curated record. NCBI's taxonomy places the organism in Eukaryota, Fungi, Ascomycota, Sordariomycetes, Glomerellales, Glomerellaceae. Gene Ontology annotation, molecular function: mannitol dehydrogenase activity. The coding region runs from base 1 to 1935 and encodes 644 amino acids. The transcript has 3 exons.
AUGCCUCACAGCACGGAGAGCCUCAAGCUCACCAGCAACAACCUGUCCUCAAUCUCCUCUCAGGAAGGCAAGCAGACCGUAAAGGUCCCCACGUACGACCGCACCGUCGUCAAGGAGGGCAUCGUCCACGUCGGAGUCGGCGGCUUCCACAGAGCUCACUUGGCUGUCUACAUCGACCGCCUCCUCCAGAAGCACGAUGAGCGCGACUGGGCCAUUUGCGGCGUCGGCCUCCGGCCCAACGACGCCGCCAUGCGCGACGUCCUGAGCGCCCAGGACCACCUCUACACACUCAUCGAGCGCUCCGCAAAGGGCAGCAACGCCAGCGUCAUUGGCAGCAUCAACUCGUUCCUCUUCGCGCCCGACGACCGCGAGGCCGUUAUCGCCAAGAUGGCCCACCCGGACACCAAGAUUGUGUCCCUGACCAUCACUGAGAGCGGCUACUACUACAACGAGAACACGCACCAGCUGCAAUCGGAGCACCCCGACAUCCAGCACGACCUGGCCAACGAGGACCAGCCCAUCAGCAUCUUUGGCUUCCUCUACGCCGCGCUGGCUAGGCGUCACGCCAACGGCCAGAAGCCCUUCACCGUCCUCUCCUGCGACAACAUGCAGAAGAACGGCUCUAUCACCCGCUCCAUGCUCGAGUCCUUCGCCCGCCUCAAGAACCCAGAGAUCGCCGCGUGGAUCGCCGAGAAGGGCGGCUUCCCUAACGCCAUGGUCGACCGCAUCACCCCCAGUACCUCCCAGAACGACAUCAAGUCGCUCGCAGAGGUCUUUGGCAUCGAGGACGGCUGGCCCGUCGUCACCGAGCCCUUUAUGCAGUGGGUCGUCGAGGACAAGUUCUGCGACGGCCGCCCGCCCUUUGAGAAGGUCGGCGUCCAGAUCGUCGAGGGCGUGCACGAGGUCGAGCAGUUCGAGAAGCACAAGCUCCGCCUCCUCAACGCCUCGCACUCCGCCAUGGCCUACCCCGGCCAGCUCGCCGGCUUCAAGUACGUCCACGAGGUCAUGGAGCACCCCAUCUACCGCAAGUUCGUCUGGCAGAUGAUGCAGGAGGAGGUCAAGCCCCUGCUUCCCGAGAUCCCCGGCGUCGACAUUGACGAGUACUGCAACACCCUCAUGGAGCGCUUCUCCAACCCCACCAUCAUGGAUCAGAUCCCCCGCGUCGCCCUCGGCGCCUCGGGCAAGAUCCCACAGUUCAUCAUGCCCUCCAUUGCCGAGCAGAUCUGGACCACGGGCCCCUUCCGCCGCCUGUGCUUCGUCGCCGGCGCCUGGUUCCGCUACAUCAACGGUGUCGACGACGAGGGCAAGACCUUCACUGUCGACGACCCGAUGCGCGAGGAGCUCCAGGCCUUGGCAAAGGCCGGCGGCAACGACCCGCGCCAGCUGCUCAGCGUCAAGAUUCUCUUCGGUGACGACUUGCGCGGCGACCAGCGAUUCAUUGAUGAGGUCACCAAGGCCAUGGAGCUCAUCGCCAAGGAUGGCGUGAUGGCCACCAUUCCCAAUCUUCAGAUGACCGAUCAACUUCCCAUCAUGGAAAUCAAGUGGAAUCUCACUGUGGGCGAGAGAUAUGUGAGACUCGACGCCGCCGGUGCCAGCUUGAGUAUCUUGGAAGAGGCGCAGAAGACCGUGACCCCCGAGAAAGUCGAGCAGAUCGCCGACGAACUCACCACGGAGGAGCAAAAGGAAAAGGUAUUUGAGGGCAUCCAUUGUAUAGCAGCUACCGAUACCGAUACCUAUUCGUUUGUCUUUGAGACCUUGGUCGACAUGUACCUGAUGUCUUACAAGCUCAAUGAGGACCAGAAAAAGGCGAUUGAAAGUCUGGUUAGCGAGGUUAAGGAGUUGCGUGGGCAGAUAGAGAGGCAGCGCAUCAGGUUAUGCCGCGCGGAGCGAUUGGCCAUGCUAAGAAGCAAAGGGGAGGAUCCUUAUGGGUGUUAG